Messenger RNA from Nannospalax galili (Upper Galilee mountains blind mole rat), 1434 nucleotides. RefSeq names its product interleukin-9 receptor. The transcript is spliced from 8 exons. Gene Ontology annotation, cellular component: external side of plasma membrane; membrane. The record is from RefSeq and is a predicted model, not a curated record. NCBI's taxonomy places the organism in Eukaryota, Metazoa, Chordata, Mammalia, Rodentia, Spalacidae. Gene Ontology annotation, biological process: cytokine-mediated signaling pathway; immunoglobulin mediated immune response. Bases 1 to 1434 code for a protein of 477 amino acids. Gene Ontology annotation, molecular function: interleukin-9 receptor activity; interleukin-9 binding.
AUGGGUGAAAUAGAGACGGGAUUUCAGCUGAACAAUGCCUCAGUAGCAGAGGAAGCUGUCUGCACCAGAGACUCAGGACUCGAGCCGCCGGGAGAAGCCUGCAGGGCAUCCACAGCCACGGCCAGAGACGCCUGUGGCCAGACCUGCCAGCGACUAGCAUGGUUCUGUGGCCAGGAACCUCGCAUCCUGAGGAAUAGUUUGAAGGCUGGGACAUUCACCUGCCUCAGCAACAGUAUUCUCAGGAUUGACUGCCACUGGUCUGGUCCAGAGUUGGCCGAGGACUCCAGGGCCUGGCUCCUCUUCACCAGUAACCAGGUGACUGGCAUCAGGCACAAGUGCAUGUUUUGGGGCAAUACAUGCACCCUGGUGCUGCCCCCUGAGGAAGUGCUGCUGCAGAGUGAUAACUUCACCAUCACUUUCCACCGCUACAUCUUGGGGCAGGAGCAAGUCAGCCUGGUGGACUCACAGUACAUGCCGUGGAGAUAUGUUAAGCUGGACCCUCCUUCUGACUUGCAGAGCAAUGUCAGCUCUGAACAUUGUGUCCUGACCUGGAGCAUCAGUCCUUUUCUGGAGCCCAUGAUCCCGCAUCUUAACUAUGAGUUGGCCUUUAAGAGACAGAAAGAGACCUGGGAGCAGGCCCGGCACAAGGACCAUAUUGUUGGAGUGACCUGGCUCAAGCUUGAAGCCAUCGAGUUGAAUCCUGGUUCUACCUACGAGGCCAGACUGCGUGUUCACAUGGCUCUGCUGGAGGAUGACAUGGCAGACAAGGAAUGUUUUAAGGGCCAGUGGAGUGAGUGGAGCCAAUCUGUGCUCUUUUCCUCUCCCCAGAAGGGCCUCCUGAUCCCACCCUCAGGGUGGUCAGACAGCACCCUUGUUACUGUGUCCAUCUUCCUUCUGCUAAGUGGCCUGACCCACUUUCUAUUCAAGCUAUCACCCAGGGUGAAGAGAAUCUUCUAUCAGAAUGUUCCCUCCCCAGCAGCCUUCUUCCAUCCCCUCUACAGUGUGCACAAUGGGGACUUCCAGACCUGGAUAGGGGCACACAGAACUGGACUACAACCAACCCAGGAUGGUGUCAACACUCCACCAGGAGGCUCAGAGUCCAGCAUCUGGGAGGCCAUCACAGUGCUCACCUACAGCCCAGCAUGCCCCUGGCAAUUCUCCAGCCUGGAGGAGGAGGGUACAGGCUCCAGUUUCCUAGGACACCCAAGCUCAGAGCAUGUGCUGCCAGCUGGGUGUGUGGAGUUUGAGGGACAACCAUCUGCCUACCUGCCGCAGGAGGACUGGGCCCCUGUGUGCCCCACCAGGCCAGCUCCACAAGACUCCGAGGGCAGCAGCAGCAGUGGCUACUGUAUUUUGCAUUUCCCAGAAAAUACCCAGGGCCUUGAGCCCCUGAAGCCUGAGCCUGUGGCUUUUCCUGUGUCCAGUAGGGCCUGA